AUGUCGACCUUCAAGCUGGAGGGUCGUGAGCGGCGACCUGGGAGCGGGUGGGCGGAAGGGAGCAGCGAGCAAGGGAUUUACAGGGGGGAGUGGAAGGACGGAUACCCGCACGGGCAAGGGACGUUCUUCUUCAACACGGGGAUCAAGUUCGCUGGAACAUGGCGAGAAGGAGAGCCGGAUGAAGGGCAAUGGUCUGAGUUCGAGACGGGGACGCAAGCAGACGUCUCGCGCAGGUCGAGCUGCAGAUGCACCGAGGCAGCAUCGGCACAUCUCUCAGCUCCUCCCAGCGUUGGCUUCCAUGUGUACCUCCGGUCCGAGCGGAAGCGGAGUGCUCUUGACUGGGAGCAGGUUCGAGUCGCUCGGGAGCUUGCGCACUGGAACGCAGGGUUUGCUUCCAACAGAGAGACGGAGAGCAGAGACUUUCUGCAGAAGCUGCUGGUCGACGACUCUUCCUCCAUGCAGACUUACGCGGUUGUGGAGUUUCCUUGGCCGCUUCGCUCCUCAGAGCCCAAGACGAUGAUGGAGGUGUGGAUCAUGCACUCAAACAGGCCCCGAGACAAGAACCUGAAUAACUUCACUUUCACCGUCAUCUACCUCCUCUUCGACGAACCCUUCGCUCGGCAUCGCUUUCAACGGCACUUCUCUGCCACGUGCCUGCAUGUCAUCACGACGAGCUUGAAGGCCUCCAAGAUGGGAGCGAUACCCAAGUUUGCCUCCAUGCAAGAGAAGAUGGCGAGGAUGGAGAAGCACUUGACAAGUUCAUCCUUGUGUGAGAUCAAGGGCUCGGCAUGGAAGUGGAAACAGCCAUGGGAGUUGCAUAGAAGCUGUGUCCGUCAGCCCAAGUGCUCUGACUUGGAGGGUAAGAGUCUACAGCAGCUGGACAAGAGUUGCAGCCCCUGCCUGACACUAGCAGCUCUGAGCAAGCUGCUCGAGCUCGUUGAGGGCAAGUUUCUCAACGAAGAAUGUCACAUGCUGCAAGGAAUUUCAUUCCCACUCAAGGAAGUCGAAAAGCAUGCAAUGCAACAGCGCAAAAAUUCUGCAAUGGUGGUCGUUUUCGACACGAUAGAGAGUGAGUUUGUGUCAAGAGGGAGAAGAGCGUGUGAAGUGCUGGAAGCGCUCAUGUGGAAGACAAGCUUGCUUGUGAACCCGAGCAAGUACGACAGCGAGCAGGCUCUACGAGAGUACCUGAACUUCAACACGGAGCAUACAGGAGCUCGUUUGCUCCUCUUGGUUGGAAACAUGAUGAAAGUGAACGAGUCUGUGUUCCUCGUGCCCCACGACAGCGACUUGCAAGGCAUGCUCGCCAACAGGCUGAACUUUGAAGGCUACCGCAGCAUCCAAGACUCCUGUCUGCCUGUGGAAUGGCUGCUGCAAGAAGUAGCCAGCAAGAACGGAUUCUUCGCAUCUCCAACCCUCUGCUUCUUGUUUGGAGCAUCCCGGGAGUUUGAAUAUUCCAACUUGAAAGCAAGCUCAGUCGCUGUAAGUAAUACCCUGCUGUUGAGAUGUACCACGGAGGACAUAGAAGAAUGUUGUUUCCUGCCGACGUUCUCCUCCUUGCUUGAGAUGCAGGGGAUCGAACUUGUGGACAUGCUACACAGACUUAAGAUGAGCGUUGAUAACAAGGAGAGCUUCAGCAGCGUGCAUCUAGAUCAUUGGUCCAUCUCCAGCAAGUUCUUCUUCUGGAUGAAAGAGUCUGAGAACGUCGACCUCGAUUACGGGCAGGAGGACUUGGCAGCCUUGUAUCAGGCCUACAACCUCCCCUACAUGUGCGGGCUGCCGCUCCUGGCUUACACCGGAUCUCAGCACCACGUGGCGAGGAGCGUGAUGGUGCCUGCGAUGACGAAGCAUCGGCAAGACUUGCUGAGACACUGCCUCGCUCGCAUCCAGACUCAGUCAAACUCGCUGAUCUUGGUGAGCGGACCUGACGGCUGCGGGAAGACUUCAGCUCUGAGCCACCUCUCCUACGAGCUCAUACGCCGCAACAAGGUCAAGGCAGUCUUUUGGUUGCGAGCCAAGACGUACAAGGAGGCGUAUCACUCGCUGCUUGACAUCGCUCAGCACCUUCAGAUUCAUGUCGGCGCCAAGGGGUCGUUUCAAACUUUGACCGCGAGGUUCCGCAUGUGGCUGGAGGCCAACGACGGAUGGCUGGUGGUCUUGGACGACCUGCAAGACCGCAGGCUGUUUGACGAGUUUCGAAUCCCCGCGCAAAGCCAGGCAGGCAUCACCGUCGUCUCUUCCACCAGACCACUUGACAUAGCAGCUCCCUCUCAAAACCUGCUGGUCCUCGACCUCAUGACUGACGACGAGUCUCGAGAGCUUGUCAUCCAUCAAGCCAGCGACGAAAACCCAGCUGACGUCAAGCUCUUGAUUCAGCAGCUGACCGCAUCCCCCUCGAUUCUUGGGGUGCCCAUGUCUUGGUACCUUCAGAAGAUCAGCCUCUUCAAGCGCGUCGAGGCACAAGUCUCCCCCGACAUGUACGAGCUGGAGGCGCAGGACCUCAAGGCCGUCAACCUCCUCCUGCCACACGUUGGGUACGCCAUGAGCGAGAUGAAGUUGCAGGACAAGCUCAUGCCUGACUUCCUCGCCUUGUGUGUGCACCUGGGGCCCUACCGCAUCCACAUGGACAUGAUUCCUCCGGAGCUCCGAUCUCGCAGCAGAAUGAACCUCGUUGUGCAGCAUGGCUUCGCUGCCAUGCAAGACCGUCAGACCGUCGCCUUUCAUCCCCUCGUGCUGCACUGCCUGCGAGUUCUCCUGCCCCAGGUCCAGCUGGAUGCCCGGAAGGCUCUCAGCCACCUGGGAGCUGCUUGCAUGGAGAGGAAGGGGAGGAGAAUUAAGGUCAAGCCGGAGAGGGGAUACUGGACCUCAAACCUGCUCCAGCUAGUCAGUGACACGUCAGAGUUUGACCUUGACGUCAUCGAGGCGUGUGCCGAGCAUCUGUCGUCGGAGUUGCAGGAUCACGGCGAGGCUCUCGGGUUGACGGAGCGGCUGCUGAACCACCUGAGCUCCAGCAAGGACGCGUCCAACCCUGUGAUUCUCCACACUCAGAUCAAGAGAGCUGAGAUCCUGCUGCGGAAGGGAGACGCGGACGAGGCUUGCGCGCUGCUGGAGCGAUGCCUGCGGAUGCUGCAGACCCUCAGCGCGUCGGAGACGAGGGAAAGCUCGCAUGUGAUGCACUACCUAGGCGUCUGUUUCCUGAGGAGCGGGAGGGUCGCUGAGGCUCUCAACAGGCUUCAGUUCACUCUAGACUUCCUCGAACCCCUCAUACACAAGUUUGCGGACAAGAAGUUCCUGUCCCUCACUCUCAAGUUCGACUCCAAAGUCCUGCAGAAGCUUGACAGCCCGAGCAUGAUUGAAAAGCUGCAGAAAGGCAUCGAGAACGUGUUAGGCUUCGACAGCCGGACCCUAGAGAUCGUCCGCAGCCUCACUCGAUCAGAGUCGUUCGACAUGAAGGACUGGAACAGUGAGAGCUGCUUUGUGGAGAUGCAUGUAAAUCGCAACAAGAUCACGAUGAAUGACCUGGAGAUCAAACUCACUGCCCUUGAGAAGGAGAUCAGAAUCGACGGGCUUCUGAUUCCGUGCGGCAAAUAUCACUUUAAAGUGUCAGAUAUUUCAUGCCCCUUUCUCAACGGAAUGAUGCACGAGGAAAACUUGAUCGUCCUGGACACGCUAUACCAGAUGUCUCUCGCCCAUCAACAGACGAACUCUCUAGAGUUGUCCAUCAAGUUUGCAUAUCAGUCGCUGCAUUGGUGCAAAGCAAUGCAGCAGGAGGAUACAGCAUGGGAGGUGCUCAUCCUGUUGAGCCUUGCACGUAUGAGGUUGAAGCAAGAGAAGUACUCCGAGUGUGAGAGGCUGCUGCAAGACUGCCUGGACCUCUACUCCAAGAACGAGACCAGAGACGCGAGUACAGUGGGCGAGCUCUACUACAACGUCGGUUUGAUCAGGUACAGGUGCGGCCUGUUCUAUGACUCCAUCCACUGGCUCGACAAGUCGAAGCGAAUCGUGGAGUACAACUUAGGGAAAGAAGACAUGCGAGUCGGGAUGCUGCACAACUUGUUGGGUAUGAACUAUGAAGCUCUCGGGCAGCUCCAGUCAUCGAUGUUUGAGUAUCAAGAAGCGCUCAAGAUCUUUCAGGAGCAUCGCGACGUUGAGAGCUGCAUUGAGGUGUUGAACAACCUUGCCAUCGCCCGUCUGAAGAAUGGAGAGGGAGAGACUAGUGAAGGAAUUUUCAAGCAGAUCGCCAAGUGGAAGGAGUUCAUGGAUGAGCCAAGCAAUGUCAAUGGUGAGAGAAGCAAACUGUUAGAUCUCGUAACUCGAAACCUUGAGAUCGCAUCUCCCACACUGCAGCCUGACGGACAGUCAAGUGGAGACAAGAGCAUGCGCUUGAUCUCGCAGUAUGUUGUCACAGAGGACAAUGCUCUCAACGACAUGAUGAACGAGGGCAGGUCGAAGCUGGACUCCUCCAAGUGCAUGGAAGCUCUGCUCUCCUUCAGCAACGCCUUCAAGCAUGCCCUCAAGAGGUUCGGGGAUCGGCACCCCAACACAGCAAGAGCGCUCGUGGGCAUGGCGGCCUGCUAUCACCACCUCGACAACUUGGAGCAUGCGCUCUCGAAGCUGAAAUUGGCUCUCAACAUCAUGAGAAUGUUCUAUGGAGCACACCACGACGAGAUCAUACAGAUCAGACGUAACAUGGGAGCUGUCUUCUUCGACAUGUCCACCAGGAAAGCUGCCGCCGACUCGCAGGCACUCCUUCACCUCGCUCUACAAGAGUUCCAGUCUGUCCUGCAGCACAACGUGUCUAAAUCCGGCAAAGACUCUCUUGGCACCGCGCAGAUGUUGCGAUGCAUAGGAGAGGUCAAGGUAGCGAGGCGGGAGAUGGAGGAGAGCAAGGACCUGCUGUGGCAGGCGCUGACAGUCUUCGAGAAGACUCUCGGCCCUUCACAUCCGGACACGCUCUCCCUCCAUGAGCUACUCUUAAGCGUCCUUCAAGAAAGAGCCCUAGCACAGCAGGAUGCGCCUCGUCGGACCUCGGAGAUCCUUCCAGGGAGCUGGGCAGAGGAGCAGGGAGCGAAGCAGCAGCAGAGAGUGGCGGAGUGGAAGGCGUGCAUGGAGUGGAACAAGAGGGCGAUAGUCGAGGCGCAGGACGUGCGUCAAACCAUCCAAAGGACCAGUCGCUGCAGGAGCAAGGCGCAGGGCCCCGGAGAGCAGGAGAAGACAGGGACGAUUGUUUACGACGACCAUACAAACACGGCUAGAAUCAAGUUUGACAACCGAGAAGAGCUGGUGUGCAGCAGGGAGCGGCUGGCAGAUGCGAUAGAGUUCAUGCUGCCUGAGGGGCUUGAACCCGGGCGAAUGGUGGUGAUCAGGCAACUCAAGAACGCGUCCGUCUUCAACGGCGCGCACGCUCGAGUGGUUGAAGCCAAUCCGUCAGACCCGGAGUGGGUGGUAGUGAAGCUAGCCGACGGAUCAGACAUGGAAGUGCGGUACCACAACCUCGACUAUCAGCUUCCUCCCGGGCUCCGUCCUGGCAUGCGAGUGCGAGCUAGAGGAGUCAAUGGCACGCGAGAAGAGCAGGUAGGCACCAUCAUCAGGACCUUGGAGUCGGAUCCCGGCAGGGCUCUGGUCAGGUGGGAGAGUGACAGAAAGCUUGGAGCUGUUCGCUUCGCAAAGCUGGAAGUGGUGAUGAGAAGGGGAUGGGAGCGAGGUGGCAGAGUGAUUCUUGGAGCCAAGAACAAGCUGGCGGAUGUAUCAAUGAACAACCUGACUGGCACUGUUGAGGACGUGGACCCUGUUGACCCUGAUCGAGUUGUGAUACACCUCAACAACAGCGAUCGCCGAGUGAGUGUACGAUAUGACAAUCUCAGCUUCCUUCUACCGAAGUUUGCCCUGCACAGAGUCGUUGAGGACCUGUAUGGUCGCAAGGGAAUCAUUGUACGAGAGGAUGACAGCUUCAUGAAGCAUGUUAUGGUCACGCUCUUCGAAGUCUACGAGGGCUGCGGUGGCGAGACGGUGAGCUACAACCUGGACAAGCUGACGCUGUUGGACCUCCCGAACAUGCCAGGGUUUCAUACAAGAGCAUGGGUGAAGCUCAAAGGACUCAAGUCGUUCUCUUACAACGGGCUGCAAGGAUACCUCAUGGCUCCCUCGUCGCAAGACCCGGAGCGAGUUGUUGUGGAGCUAGACGGGGGGAAGCUGAUUGAAGUUCAUCUCGACAACAUCGAUGUCCAAUGA
Messenger RNA from Guillardia theta CCMP2712, 6228 nucleotides. RefSeq lists its product as hypothetical. The record is from RefSeq and is a predicted model, not a curated record. The coding region runs from base 1 to 6228 and encodes 2075 amino acids. The transcript is spliced from 4 exons. Gene Ontology annotation, molecular function: protein binding. Lineage: Eukaryota; Cryptophyceae; Pyrenomonadales; Geminigeraceae.